Messenger RNA from Silurus meridionalis, 2249 nucleotides. It is a transcript of the gene ccr6b, whose product is annotated as chemokine (C-C motif) receptor 6b. Bases 179 to 1279 code for a protein of 366 amino acids. Gene Ontology annotation, biological process: chemotaxis; immune response; G protein-coupled receptor signaling pathway. The record is from RefSeq and is a predicted model, not a curated record. Lineage: Eukaryota; Metazoa; Chordata; Actinopteri; Siluriformes; Siluridae. Gene Ontology annotation, molecular function: chemokine receptor activity. The transcript has 2 exons. Gene Ontology annotation, cellular component: membrane.
AGGUAAGGGGAAAAAGGCAAGCUGUUGCGGAUGUGUUGUGUUACAAAAACACAGAAGAAAACUGCUUUGGGCUAUUUCAACAUAUAGUCAUCUCUGACCUAACACAACUACAGCAGUGUCAGAAACACAGCUUAGGGAAAUCAGUUGGAUCCAAAGCACUGCUCUUUUGGAACAGGCAAUGGAGGAACAUACUUCAACCCCAGAAUGGUUUUCUACAGUGGAGGAUUAUGAAUAUGAACUAGAUGAAUUGUGUGAACUAAAAAACAUGCAUGAACAUUUGGUGACAUACCACAUUUACUCUUUUAUUUGUGCAUUGGGACUACUGGGCAAUGUUCUGGUUCUUGUCACAUAUGCAUUUUAUAAAAAAGCCAAGACCAUGACAGAUAUCUAUCUAGUAAACGUGGCUAUAGCAGAUCUCAUGUUUGUUCUUGCCUUGCCUCUGAUCAUAUAUAACGAGCAGUAUAACUGGAGCAUGGGUACCUGGGCUUGUAAGGUACUACAAGGAAGCUACAGCAUUAACUUGUACAGCAGUUUGCUCCUGCUGGCCUGCAUCAGCGGAGACCGCUACGUGGCCAUCGUUAAAGCCAGGCGUUCAUUCGGAAUUCGCUCCAGAGCCCAGACGUAUAGCCGCCUCAUCUGUACAAUAAUAUGGCUAUUUGCUAUCAUAUUAUCGGUGCCAACAUUCAUGUACUCCAGACUAGGUGAAGACAUGAAUAAUGAUAAGAUAGAGACUGAGUGUAUAUUGGAUUUUGAGACAAAUGGCACAGCGCAACUGAUGAAAAUUGUCCUGCCGAGCAUGCAGGUCUCUAUGGGCUUCUUUGUACCUCUACUGGUGAUGUGCUUCUGCUACUGCAGUGUCAUUUACACUCUACUCAGAGCAAAAAAUUACCAGAGGAACAAGGCUCUGCGUGUGGUUCUGGCUGUUGUUCUGGUGUUUAUUCUCUGCAAUUUGCCCUAUAACAUCAUGCUCCUGAUCCACACCAUUCGACUGUUCAAAGAGAGAGACUGCACUGCAGAACAAAAAAUCCACCUGGCUUUGUCUGUGACCAGAAGCUUAGCGUAUCUCCACUGCUGCCUCAAUCCCAUCCUUUAUGCCUUCAUUGGAAUUAAGUUCAGGAACCAUUUCUGCAAGAUCAUUGAGGAUUUGUGGUGCUUAGGAAAGAAGUACUUCUCCUCCAGACCGUCAUCUCGGCAAACUUCAGAACUGUACAUAUCUGCACACAAGUCUUUCGCAGACGCAAAAGAAAAUCCUGAAAAUCCCUCCUCAUUUACAAUGUGACAUGCCUCAUUUUAUUAUUUGAGCAAAUAAACCUGCAUUAUUGCUUUGACUUGGUGAGUAUAAAGAAGUCAUACUGACAUGUUAAGAUCAUCUGGAAUUCAAUCCUUUGAGUCAAAGUGAUUUUAAUACAUGUAUAUAAUCAUAUCCAUUUAAUGCUGGAGUUCAGUGAAACACAGGACUGAACCAAAAUGGACACUGGAUUCCUGGUCUACGAAUAUGAUCUCUUUUGAAUGAGUUUUUAAAAGUGUGCUUAUUUUGUUACAGUAAUCCUAUUCUGUUGCAGUUUACAGUUUAGGGUUGUUUUUUCUGUUAAAAGCCUCCCCCCACAUUCGAACACUUCAUGUCUCAGUACUGUGUAGCCAAUCUACAAAGAAGAAGACAUCAUACUGAAACAAUACAGUUUUUGUACAUAGUGUGUGUGUGUGUGUGUGUGUGUGUAUACUGUACAUAUGUGGUCACAUUGGGAAAACCCUUCAAAAGUUAAAAUGGUUUUAAACAGAAGUAGGGCUUAAAGUUUGCUCAGACCAAAUUCUUAAAAAAAAAUAAUAAUAAUAAUAAAAUGAAUUUUAAUUAUUUCAUUUUGACUGUAGCACAUGAGCUUGUCAAUAGCUGAUUACAGAAAGAUUAGAUUAUAGUUUAUCUUGUAUAAUGUAUUAUGUAUAUUUAUUUCUAUAACCAUUUGAAAAAAGGGUUUUAAACAUCUUUAGAUGGACCAUUUUUUCCCCACAUUAUACAUUCUGGCUCCUUACCCAACAUGAUAUCUGCCUAAAGAGAUCUCUUUUAGGGUAAAAAGACGAAGUAAAAACAUGCUGCUUUUUGACAUAUUAUGUUUUUUUUUUUAGACCACUCCAUAUAUUAUUUUAAACAAGCCUAGUUUUUGCUGUAGCACUAUUCAGUAGUCUGGCCUUACAAUAGUAUGUGUGUAUAAUUUUACAACUGUUUUUUCCAAUAAAACUGAUCUGCAGUGUCA